Loa loa (African eye worm) is the source of this 1767-nucleotide messenger RNA. RefSeq lists its product as hypothetical. The record is from RefSeq and is a predicted model, not a curated record. NCBI's taxonomy places the organism in Eukaryota, Metazoa, Nematoda, Chromadorea, Rhabditida, Onchocercidae. Bases 103 to 1767 code for a protein of 554 amino acids. The transcript has 10 exons.
AGGAUAAUGAACUUGAAACAAGGAAGUUGAUAUUGAUAAUAAAGACAAAUUAUCAGAAAAUACCAAACGAAGAAGAUCGGCUGUUUUAAGUGAGUGGCUAAGAUGAUGUUCACGGUGACCGGUACAUUUUCGUCCUCAUCAUCAAAACCAUCAACGGCUAAAUAUCGUGCGCAAAAGCUUGAAAGAUUUGGUGAUGUUAUUGAUGGCACCAAAGAAGUGAACAAUAGUAGCACUCCAAAUUCAACAUUAACAACUGUUCAGCAACCAGUUGAUAAAACAGCAACAUUAGCUGCAAGUACAGCAGUUAUAAGUAGCGAUUUAAGUGGAAACGUUGAGGGAAGCAGUAAAUCGGUACACGGCAUCGUUGCGUCACUGAUACAGGCAGCGGAAGAGACACGUUUUAAGGCACCAGAUAAGCCUAAAUCAUUGAAUCUCACUAAUAAAAAGCUUCAACAACCAACCACAACUGCUACCAUUAUUGCCACUUCUGAACAACAGGAAACUGGUACUCAGACGAGUCCGUACUCGUUAUCCAGAUCCAGUUCCUUCGACUGGCUCAACGAAUCAUCCAUUGAGGAUCAGUACAGUGAGGAACUUAUUAUUACUACAACAGAGUCUCCGAGAUUUCCUGAAGACCCUGAAUAUUCCUCGUUAAAUCAAAUUGCGGAAUCAUCUCAUACUGUUGACAAGGAAAUUCAAAGAAUGUCGCGCAAAAGUACGGAAAUAUGUGGUAGUUUGCUCGAAGAAAGGAAGAUACAAUCAUCGGAAAGUAUUGACGAGAGUAUAGCAAUGCUGUUGGAGUAUGCUGAGGAUUUGGAUGUUGUGCCAAACCGAGAAUUGCAUUAUCCUGUCACCAGUGGAAAUCUUGCAAAACUUACAAAUGAUAUUCGACAUAGUGAAUCAAUUCUGUCACAUGAAAUUCCGUCUGAUAUUUCCAGAAACAGGAUAUCAUCGACCAAGAAUCAGAAUGAAUUCUUCCGACGUUUUACAUCAACCACGGGUAAUGGUAAUGGUAGUGGUACCACUGGCUUGACCACCCAACGGAAAGGCUCUUCACAAGGAUCUAUGAAUGGUAGCAUAUAUGAUAAUGUGCCUCAUGGAAUUAAGCAAACUGCAACACUGCAGGCAUCGCUCUCGGGAAAUGUUAGUAGCACUGCAAUUACCGCCGCUACUGCUUCGCUUCAGUUGUCCAGAAAAGACAACAAUGUAGCAGACUCAACAUCACCGUCGACAAAAGUGGAUCAUGAUGUCAUCUUGUUUCAUGACCCGAAAGUUAUGGACAAUUUGGCAUCACCGAAUGACAGCGCUAUAUCUCAGCGUGAUAUUAGUGUUAGCUCUGGCUUGGCUGAUAGCGAGAGCUCCCCAAUGACUCCAGGUGCUCCAGCUGCGAUCAGCUUGUGCCACAGCAGUAGAUACAAGAAGCAACAGCCAAAUGCUGACAAGAAUAAGUCUCACUUGGCGCAGAUAGAGAUAGACUCAUCAUCAUUUGAAAUGGACACGAUUGGCAGAGAAGUUCGUUCACCACCACCACCUUCACCUCGUUUGGAUACGGAAAAUCGUGCUUUAUCGGUGGUAGUAGCGUCUGAUUUGUUUGAUUUCAGUGCUGGACGUGUUCCGGAACGAGCAGAAAGCUGUGAAGAGCUAAAUGUCGAUUUUACUGAACAGACGAGCAAUGAGUUGUAUACACAAAAGAAGCAGAAAGCCGGUAAGUUAGGCUUUCUCGUCCGUUGCUUAUUUAUGAGAGAUAUUGAUUUCGCCGUUAUAUAA